This is a messenger RNA of Grosmannia clavigera kw1407, 282 nucleotides long. RefSeq lists its product as uncharacterized. Lineage: Eukaryota; Fungi; Ascomycota; Sordariomycetes; Ophiostomatales; Ophiostomataceae. The transcript has a single exon. The record is from RefSeq and is a predicted model, not a curated record. The coding region runs from base 1 to 282 and encodes 93 amino acids.
AUGGAGGAAACGGAGGAAAAUAAGAGACAAGAGACUGACGAGCUCGUGCUGCUCACAAUCGAAGAAAGCUAUGCGAACAAACAGCACGCCGACAGCGACGACGUCACCACCCAUCGCUAUCCCCAAGGGAGGAAGGCGCAGGCCUCGACUCAGCUGCCCGAGACCACCACCUCGCGAGACCUGCUGUCGAAGAGGGGCCGGGCAACGACGUCAUUCGCCCCUGCCAUGCCCACAAUUUUGCAGACCCACUUUUUGGCAUAUACGAGACGUUCUUCUACAUAG